Zingiber officinale is the source of this 1065-nucleotide messenger RNA. Its product is annotated as chloride conductance regulatory protein ICln-like. The record is from RefSeq and is a predicted model, not a curated record. The coding region runs from base 71 to 772 and encodes 233 amino acids. Lineage: Eukaryota; Viridiplantae; Streptophyta; Magnoliopsida; Zingiberales; Zingiberaceae. Gene Ontology annotation, cellular component: plasma membrane; pICln-Sm protein complex; spliceosomal complex. The transcript is spliced from 7 exons. Gene Ontology annotation, biological process: chloride transport; spliceosomal snRNP assembly; cell volume homeostasis.
AAAAUAACUUAAUUCGAAACGGAAAACCCUAAUUUAAAAUUAAAGCGGACGUUACUCGCCGUAGACCACCAUGGUUCCAGGGCUGCAGCACUUCGACGAUUGCGUCGUCGACGGCAACGUACGACCUCGGUUGGACUCCGACGACAGCGAGGAGCUGAUGCACGUUUUUCUUGGCGUCGCCGUCGCCCUCGGUUCCCGGCCCCUGGAGUCUCCUGGGACUCUCUAUGUCACCACCAGGAGAGUGAUUUGGUUGAGUGACGCCGACAGAGGGAAAGGAUACGCGGUGGAUUUUCUGUCGUUGUCCCUUCACGCUGUAUCGAGGGACCGGGAGGCCUACCCAUUUCCUUGCAUUUAUACUCAGAUUGAGACGGGUGAUGAGGAUGAUGAAGAGGAGUCCGAAGACUCAUAUUCAGAAAUAAAUGGUGAUUUGGUGUUGUCAAAAAUCACUGAAAUGAGACUUGUUCCUUCAGAUGCUGGAAAAUUGGAUACUCUAUUUGACAUUUUCUGUCAAUGUGCUGAACUAAAUCCCGAGCCUUGUCAACAAGGGGAGGAAGAAAAUACUUGGUUAUUUGGUGAUGAAGGAAUGAGCGAUGCUGGAAAUGAUACUGAUUGGCAACUUUCAGAAAAUCCUGCUAAUCCCAUUGGUUAUGCCAAUGGAGAUCAUGACUUGUCUCGGAGAGUACAUGAGCUUCAGAUUGGUUCCCAGCAGUUUGAGGAUGCAGAUGAAGGUGAACAAGAAUCUCAUGAUUAUCAUCACUUGGCAGCAAACUAAUGCACUUUACCAGCUCUGCGCUUCACUUGGGUUAUUUGUGUUGUUGGUUGAACAUCUGAGGUUUGUCGGUAGCUAAAGACUUUGUUCAGUGAAAGCAAAACAAGGUUGGGUUAUCAUGUUUUACUAGUUUUGUGGUUGUAUGAUUAGAAUCGUUGUAAAAGGUCUUGCGAUUGGUCAAGAAUGUCUUAAGGUUGCUUGGAAAGGCUUUCAUGUGUCCUAUAGAUAAGGUUACAUGUAACAAUGUAUCUUACAAUAGCUUCAUGGAUAAGGGCAUAAAAACUGACGAACUCAAA